AGGAUGGGAACGAAGGCCUCAACUUGGUCGCUUCGAAAAAUUGAAAAUUCAAUUCAAAUUGUGAAAGAUACAUUUCUUACCUGAGAAGCAUAUCCAUAUAUAACGUGAAGGAGAGUUAAUUAAGAUUAAGAGAGGAAGUAGAAGUUAUAUAGAGGAGUGAAAUAUUAUAGACAGAAGAGUAAUUUUUAGAUGUUGAGAUAUUAGAGGAAGGUUGUGUUGUGUGGAGUGAAUAAAUCAGUUGAGUGGCAGCUGUGGUGAGUGACGGGGAUCAUCGUGCUGCAGCCUCGUACAUACAACACUUAUAUAUUACUAUCUGCACUACAGGGGCCGCAGUGCAAGGAUGGCAGCGUGGAUGUGGCACAAGUUUUCGACCUGGUUUUGGGAUCCAUAUGUGUGGCUGCCCCCGAACUACUACUGGGAAGAUCUGGUACCCAAUGAGAAGGUUAACUACGCCAACUGGAGUGACCUGUGGACGUAUCCCAUUAUUAUGGCACUUUUAGCUAUUCCUCUUCGAUUCUUGAUUCUCAACAAUCUUGUGUAUUCUUUUAUAGCCCAAGCUGUUGGCUUAAGGGAUAUAAAGGCACGUCCAGUAGUUCCUAAUGAGACUUUAGAACAUCUGUUUUUGCGUUAUAAGGCCAAACCCCCUGACAGUGAGAUCAGUCAUUGUGCUGGUAAACUUGGAUGGUCAGAACGCAAAGUAGAGCGGUGGAUACGGCAAAGGACAGCCAUGACACGUAUCAAUAAAUUCACCAAGUUUAUGGAAUGUGCUUGGCAGUGUACAUACUACACUUUCAUCUUUGUGUAUGGGUUGUAUAUAAUGUGUGGAAAACCAUGGCUCUGGGAUAUUCGACAUUGUUGGUAUGAUUAUCCAAAUCAUAAUAUUGAUAAUGAUGUGUGGUGGUACUAUAUGAUAUCCCUUUCUUUCUAUUGGUCCAUGACAUUCACACACUUCUUUGAAAUUAAACGCAAAGACUUCUGGCAAAUGUUUUUCCAUCAUUUGGUUACUAUUUCUCUCAUCACAUUUUCUUGGACAUGUAACCUCACAAGAAUUGGUACUCUAGUUCUUCUUGUGCAUGACUGUGCUGAUAUUCCUCUUCAGCUGGCUAAAAUGAGCAUUUAUUCUGGCCAUAAAGCUUUCUGUGAUGCUGUCUUUGCAAUCUUUGCUAUACUCUGGAUUGUGACUAGAGUUGGAAUUUAUCCCGUACUGAUCUUGUACAGUACAGCCAUAGAUGCUCCUACAAUUGUUCCCAUGUUCCCUGCCUAUUACAUUUUUAAUAGUUUGUUGUUUACACUGUUGUUUUUGCACAUCUACUGGACAUAUCUGAUUCUUCGUAUCAUUGCUACUACAAUAACUAAAGGAAAUGUGGAAGAUAACCGCUCAUCAUCAGAUCCUUCUGAAUUCUCUCGUGAUGAUGAAGAUAAAAAAGAGAAAUAGUUGAAAAUCUGAAUUUAACUUAGAGAAGUUAUUUCUAAUUAUGAGCAAGAAAUUUUACAUGCCAGAUUAUGAAAAGUGUGAAUAAAUUUGAUGGGUUUAUUUAAAGUUUAUAUAUUAAUAAACAAUGGAGUUUUAAAAUUUAGAUAGGAAACAGUAAAAUAGUACUUGUGCAUUUUAGUGUGCGAAUGUUUGAGUGUGAAUAUGUAUGUUUGCACAUAGUUACACCUGCAGGUUUGAUAAUGUUCUGCAAUACAGAGGUUUACUAAUUUGUUUUGUGCAACGAACUGACAUAAAUUUUAUGGAAAAGAAAGUUUCUCAUUUUAAUGAGUUUUAUUUGUUUUAUUCAGAUCUGGAAAAUUGUGUGCAAUUUAAAUUUGUGAAAUAAAAUGAACAUUCUUUGCAUGUCACUCUUGUAAACAGCUUCCAUACUGGAGUAAUGCUGUGGGGGAGUAUUAGUAGUUUUGUUUAAUUUUAUCGUAAUUGUUUUAACCUGUGAUAAAUAUUGAUCUUGUAAACAGAAGCUCUUCCAAGAAUCAGGGUGCAGUUAGAAUUCACUUAUCAUGCCUGCAAAUUGUGUAGUGGCUAGUACUGGUUACUUUUUUUUGGAACUUCAAUUUCUGCUAAAUUAUUUUUAGUUUCAAAGCAAGACUUUAUUUACCCCUUGCAGAGAUUGAAGGGUGUAUUGUAGUUGUUACUUUUAUCUCUACAGACAAAUUUAUAUAGAUCUAAUGAAACUGGCAACAUAGGUUGCUGGUUCAACAUGGAUAUUACUGCAUACAGUAUUGAAAUGGGUACAUGAGGGUUACAGAUCAAAGCUUAAGUUUUGUACAGAGUGAAUGUUUAUAUUCUGGUGCAUACUUUCCUAAUGCUUUAAAUGUAUUCAGGUUUUAUUGCAUCAGGAAUGUCAACUAUUCAUGGAUACUGUUACUCUAUAUUUUUGUAGUUUCAUGUGUAAUGCCUCUUGCUGCAUGUUUAUAAUAUGUAACUGAUUCGUUGCAGUGAAUGAGGAGAGUGCAGUCUCAAACAGAGAAGUAUAUACUUGCAAUCAAAUUUAAUCUUGAAAAUAACUGUUAGCAGUAGUUAAAUUUUUGUUGUAUUUUUAUUUAAAGCAACAGCUGUGUUUGGAAUAGGGAGAAGUGUAAGAUUUGUACUUUAGCCAAGAAUCGCGAGAUCCUUUGAAUUCCACCGUAACACUUCUAUUCAUUUAUUUCAGUAUUUCUAAAAGUACUGUAGUUUCAAGGCACAAACUCAUCGCAGUUGGUCAUAACAUACAGUAUGUUACACCAAAAUUGGAAUAGGCAGUUGUAAUAUGGGGUCUAUACCUAACAAAACGUAAAUAUAACAGAAAAGUUGAAAGAUAUUUAGUAUAACAUAAAUAGAUUGCAAAUGUAAAAUAUAUGCAGUGAAACCUUGAUUUAAGGGAAUAAUAGGGGAUGGGGGAGAGCAUUGGAUAAUGCCAUGAGUGUAACAAUAACAAUUCUAGAAACAGCAGAUUUUGCCCACUGUUUCUGAAAUCAAUUUACUCAGCAGAUUAUAACAAUAAUAAGUAAUUCUGGAAACAGAUUACCUUGUUCACACAGAUCUUGUCCAUUAAAUCUGAGAGCCGUUAAGUUGAAGUUUCCUUGUAUUAUGACAGAAGACUGAUGGGACUGAAAAUGCUUAAUUGGAGUGAAACAGAAGAUAUGAUUACCACAUACAUUAAUUAAAAGAUAGGAGAAAAAUACAAGGAAAACUUUUUGGUAUGUAGCAUCUGGAAUAGGAUCAACAGGAAGGUAUAGUGUGAUACAUAACUGUACUAAACUAAAUGUUGACGACAAGGUAUGAGCCAACCUCUGCUCCUGUAACUCCAUAAAGGUAAUCAAGAAAAAAAGAUAAUCUUACAUUAUCUUUUUCUUCUGUGCUCGUCUCCCUUUCAUUCCUUACAUUUCCGUUCCCUUUCAUAAAGUAACUAUCUGACCCGCCUAUCUGUCUAUAUAUAUGUAUCUGUUUAUCUAUGUGUCGGGGUUCUUCUUAGAUGGAGUGGUGAUAUAUGCUGACUUUGUGUGUGUGUGUGGGUGUGUGUGUCUGUGGGUGUCUGUCUGUGGGUGUGUCUGUGUGUUUGUCUGUACUCACCUAUAUACUCACCUAUAUGUAGUUGCAGGGGUCGAGUCAUAGCUCCUGGCCCCGCCUCUUCACUGGUCAGUACUAAUUCACUCUCUCCCUACUCCGUGAUCUUUGUCAUACCUCUUCUUAAAGCUAUUUAUGGAACUUGCUUCCACUACUUCACUCUAGAUUAUUCCACUUCCUGACAACUCUAAGGCUAAAGAAAUACUUCCUAACAUACCUAUGACUCACCUGGGUUUUCAGCUUUCAAUUGUGGCCCCUUGUUCCUUUUUCCCAUCUGAAACAUUCGAUCCCUGUCCACCUUGUCAAUGCCUCUCAGUAUUUUAUAUGUUGUUAUCAUGUCCCCUCUAUCCCUCCUAUCCUCUAGUGUCAUCAGGUUGAGUUCCCUUAACCUCUCUUCAUAAGACAUACCCCUCAGUUCCGGGACUAAUCAUGUUGCAAAUUUUUGCAAUUUUUGCAAUUUCGUAACGUGUUUGACUAGGUGAGGGUUCCAUACUGGCGCUGCAUACUCCAGUAUAGGCCUUACAUACAUGGUGUACAGUGUCGUGAAUAACUCCUUACUCAGAUGUCUAAACGCCAAUCUCAGGUUUGCCAGUCUCCCAUAUGCUGCAGCAGUUAUUUGAUUGAUGUGUGCCUCAGGGGACAUGUUCGUUAUAAUGCUCACCCCAAGAUCCUUUUCCUUAAUUGACGUCUGCAGCUUUUGAUUUCCUAACCUGUACGCUGUCUGCGGUCUUGUAUGUCCUUCCCCAAUCUUCAUGAGACCUUACACUUACUGGGGUUAAACUUCAGGAGCCAUUUGUCAGACCAUACUUGUAGUCUGUCCAGAUCCCCCUUGUAAUCUUAACUGAUCCUUGCCCACUUGUAUUCUCCUCAUUAGUUUCACGUCAUCAGUGAACACUGACACUUCUGAAUCUGUUCCUUCCACCAUGUCAUUCACGUAUACAAGAAACAGCACCGGGCCUAGGACUGAACCUUGUGGAACCCCACUCGACACAUGCGCCCACUCCAACACUUCAACAUGUACCAACACUUGUUGUUUCCUUCCUGUCAGGUAUUCCCUGAUCCAUUGCAGUACUUUCCCUGUUAUUCCUGCCUGCUCCUCUAAUUUUUCACCAGUCUCUUGUGUGGUACUGUGUCAAAAGCCUUCUUGCAGUCUAAAAAGAUGCAAUCUACCCAUCCCUCUCUCUCCUGUCUUACUUCUGUUAUCUUGUUGUAGAACUCAAGUAGAUUUGUGACACAGGAUUUCCCAUCUCUGCAUGUAUGAGUCCAAUCUUUUCAAUGUGUUCUACCACUCUUCUGAUAAUCUUUUCCUUGACUUUACAUACAAGUCAGUGACACUGGUCUGUAGUUUAAUGCUGCCUGUCUGUCUCCUUUCUUAAAAAUUGGAACUGCAUGUGCUGUCUUCCACGCUUCGGGCAACUGUCCAUUUUCGAUAGAUUUACUGAAGAUUGCCGCUAGCGGCACACACAGUUCCUCUGCUCCCUCUCUCAGUAUCCAUAGAGAUAUGUUAUCUGGGCCCACUGCCUUUGAGGUAUCUAGUUUGUUUAGCAGUUUCUUCACUUCUACCUUGGUUAUCUGUAUUGUGUCAGCACCUUCUGGUGCACCCUACCUCCACAGUUUGCUGGAAGCAUUCCAGACUCUUUUGUGAAUACUUCUUUAAAUCUUGUGUUUAGCUCAUCACAUACUUCUUAGUCACUCUUUGUGAGCUCCCCUCCUUCUUUCCUCAGCCUGAUUACCUGGUCCUUGACUGUUGUUUUUCUCCUGUUGUGACUAUAACAACUUUGGUUCAGAUUUGGCCUUUGAUGCUAUGUCGUUCUCGUAUUGCCUCUGGGCCUCUCUCCUUAUCCCUGCAUAUUCGUUUCUGGUUCUUCUGUUCAACUCCUUGUUCUCUUGAGUCCUUUGCCUUCUAUACCUUUUCGAUGCUCUAGCACACUUGGCUUUGGCCUUUUACACCUCCAAUGAAACCAUGGGCUCACUUUGGUCUUACCAUUUUUUCUGUUACCCUUUGGUAUGAACCUCUCCUCUGCCUCCCUGCACUUAGUGGUCACUAGUUCCAUCAUUUCAUUUACUGUCUUUCCUUCUAGUUCUCUUUCCCACUGCACUUCAUGCAGAAAACUUCUCAUUCCAAUGUAUUCCUCUUUUUUGAAGUUCGGUGUCUAUUUGUUCUCUUGCUGCUGCGUUCUCCACUGUUAACUCUACAAGAUAUUCAAAACUCAGAACAUCAUGAUCACUAUCACCAAGGGGUCUUUAAUGGGUGAUGUCCCCUAUGUCUGAACUAUUCAAGGUGAAUACAAGAUCCAGUCUUGCUGCAACAUCCUCUCCUCUCUCUCUGGUUGUAUCCCUAACAUGUUGGUGCAUGAAGUUCUCUAAUACAGUCUCCAACAUCUUAGCCCUCCAUGUUUCUGGUCUCCCAUGUGGCUCUGGGUUUUCCUAGUCAAUCUCUUUAUGAUUAAAAUCCCCCAUUAUAAGCAAUUUUAUCCUACCCAUAUGAGCCCUCCUGGCCACUUCAGCUAGUAUAUCCAACAUUGCCCUAUUGGGCACAUCAUACACUUCUCUUUCCCUCCUGCUGUUAAAUGGUGGAUUAUACAUCACUGCUAUCAUCACCUUUGGACCCCCAGUCUGAAGUGUUCCUACAAUGAAGUUGUCUGUUUCCCUUCUUUCCAUUCCUCUCAUCUCAAAACUCCACUGGUUUUUGAUGAGCAAUGCUAAUCCUCCCCCUCUGUUCUCUGUCUUUCCUCAUAAUCUGAUAUCCAGGUGGUAAGAUUGCAUCUGUUAUCAUCCCUGUAAGUUUUGUCUAUGUUAAUGCUGUGAUGUCAGGUGAUGCAUCAAUAAUGCAUUCUUGCCACUCUUCACCUCUGUGUGUCUGUGUCUGUCUGUCUCUUUGUCUCUCUUUCUUUGUCUCUCUCUCUUUCUUUGUCUCUCUCGCUUUCUUUGUCUCUCUCUCUUUCUUUGUCUCUCUCUCUUUCUUUGUCUCUCUCUCUGUCUCUGUAUCUCUGUUUCUGUCUCUCUCCAUCUCUGUCUCUCUGUCUCUGUCUCUGUCUCUGUAUCUCUCUCUCUCUCUCUCUCUCUCUCUCUCUCUCUCUCUCUCUCUCUCUCUCUCUCUCUCUC
Cherax quadricarinatus is the source of this 6646-nucleotide messenger RNA. Lineage: Eukaryota; Metazoa; Arthropoda; Malacostraca; Decapoda; Parastacidae. The record is from RefSeq and is a predicted model, not a curated record.